AUGUCUUCUGAGGAUGCUCGAUCGCCAUCUCCUUUUAAAUCACCCACAGCAAGUCUCACAGACGUUUUCAAAACACUAGGCGUCGUUCGUCCUAAAUCGCUAUCGCCCGUUUCCCCCGAGAGCUACAGCGAUUCGUUGUCGCCCGCAGCGGAUGGCCGAAAACUCACCCGUUCUGUCUUCGGAUUCGACUCAAUGCAUCGAGGAAGUGUCGUGUCUAGUUCCUCGGACACUCCGAGUGGUCCCGAUUUUGAGACGUCGCUUAGGGCUCUAGGCCAGAGCCAGAACCUGGGGCAUGCCAUUGACGAGGCGGAGCUGGUUGCAAGGGCGCUUCAACGGUUUACUUCGGAACAGGCGGUUGCAUUGUGGGAGGCUGGUUCUCACCUUCUUCAUCAUGAAGGUUCUUCGGAGGCUAGAAAGAGUGGUUCCCGGUUGAUCGAAGCCAUUGCAGCGCGUCAGGACUUGCCUCCGACAGCGAGACGCUCCGUCUUCGAGUCUAUAUCUCUGGCAUCUGAACCCGACGUCAUACCUUCCCGUGUCCGCGCGUUGAUUUCUCUUUCAGACCAUGGCCGGAAACUGGAUUUCAGCACUUCGUCAAUCCUCCCGAUGAUUUCAUCUUGCAUAGUGCCGCUCUACGAAUUGAUCUCAUCCGCACGAUUGAAAGCAAGGAAGGCAAAAGUGGCGAAGGUAAACGGACUUGGUUAUGACGAUGCGGACCUGGAUGAUCUGCUACAAUUUGCCGUGGACUUAAUCACACUCCAGCGGAAACCUCCGAGCAUUGAUGAGCUUGAAGAUUUUCUUUCGCAGAUUUUUACUAUUUGCAAGAAGACCAGUGUCGCUGCUGAUAUCAAAAACUCUCUCGCCGUUUUCGAUUCCAUCAUCCUUUAUUCUGAUGUGCCAGACGGAAGUUUCGUCCCUAUGCUAGAAGUUCUCUGCAGUAUCCAUGCGUCUGUCAAAUCGUUAUCCGGUCCCACCUCAAGAGCAGUCCGGAACUUGGCAAAGUCGCGCCGGCAAAUGGAAAUGGUCAAUGCUCUCUAUUCGUUCUUGUUGGGAUCGUCUGAAGAGCAGAGUCGAAACCUCAAUGUCCUUCGUGGAACGAUAUAUGUAUUGGCUGACCUUAUCCGUGCCCAUGGUCAGGAUGGAAUACCGCAGCUUGAAUUCGAGCCGUUGAUAGAUUCACUGCAUGUUGUCAUUAACAAAGAUGAUGGUCGUCUUGAAGCCGAUAUCCUAGAGUUGUCUCUGAACAUCUUAGAUGGGGAGUAUGCUCAGGUGGCUUUGGAACAUAGCUGGUCAGGCUUUGUCAAUAUCCUUGAAUUGUGCUCGCGUAGGGCUAUUGAGGAACCGGAAGAGGCUGUCGAAAAGGGCGCCACUCCAGAUGAGACGAGGUCCAACAUCCAGGCGAACGUCAUCCAAAUCGCGUCGUUGAUCGAAACUCUUUGGGAUCGCUUAGACCAACAGCAAAAAAUGGAUGCUGGUCGAUUCCUAAUGAUUGUCUCCGAGCAUAUCGAGCCGUCCCAGGCAGACUUGAUUCUCGAUGCGAUCAGGACAGAACGACUUUGCUUCCCGGAGAACGAUGACUGCGUCAAGCACUGUCAGAAACUGAUCAAUUCUUUCAUUCGAUCGCACAACAAACCAUCCGACGUUCGCAUCUUAGCUCUAGAUACGUUGAAAGAGGCCUUCCAGAGCUAUGAGUCUCUUCAAUUUUUUCAAGAGCAGGGGCUUCUCGAUCUCAUGCUUGAAGACUUCUCCGACGAAACUGAUGUUUUGCUCUUGGAAUCGCUGGUUUCCUUCGUUGUUGAUGUUUCCACUUCUGCUACCGAUGACGACACAUUCAAGAAGAUGGUUGACACCGUCAGCUCGCCCAUGAAAAAUGACAUCGUCAAAGACGAACCUCACGACAGUGAAGUAUCGAGUCCGAGUUCUCUGCAGAAUCCCUCCUCUGCCAAUGCGAUGGAACCCUCGUUGGGAAACGUCUGCUCCGUUGGUCUAGUCAAAAUGUUUCUUCGCUCACUGAAUUUGUCAGCACAAAAAGCGGUAUCAGUCUUCGAGGCUCUUUUAGAGAUUGCACAAUCGCCAGAGCGCCCGUCUGAUGCUCGCCUCACUGUGCUGAAGUUGCUUUUCAGACUUCGCUGCGAUUCUGCCGGUUCCAUCACAGUCAUAUCAGUGUCUGAGAAUGACUUUUUGGUGAACGUAUUGGGCCGGACAGCCGAGUCAGGUCCCAUGUUGCAGCAGCCUUUGGCAGGGUCUCCAGGAAUGCCUGGUGUAGAAGAUCCGGCCCUUGUUCGCAAGCAUUCGUUCAAGGAACCUACUUUGAACACGCCCUCCAAGUCUACGGGACGUGGUGUAAGCACCCAUGUCCGAGCAUCAAAGCUCACACCUCCAGUUUGGACGUACGCUUCACCUCAAGUGCUCCCUGAAGAACCUCCACAAGCUUCAAGUCCUUUUGUCUAUGCGUAUGCUCAGGAAGUGGCACAGGCGGAAGCGGAAAUGGCGCAGAAAAUUUCGAUCAAGGCCAACAUGUGGCUGGAAACUGUCAUUUCCCUUCUCCAGCGCGAGACGGAUUGGAAUGUCUAUAGCUAUGUCCUCGCUCAUUUGGGACACCAGCUCAGCAACAGGGAUCUUUUCAAGAAUGCCGUUCCGCAGAUCAAACUACUCCGCAGCGUGAUGUGCGAUCAAGUUAAGAACGAAACAUUCCAUGAACCUCCGGGCUCUACUGGGGUCAAAAAGACCGACGUUGCUGCGUGUAUAUUCGAAUGCCUCACUACGCUUGUCAGUUACCAUGAGCACUUUGCCAAGAGUGAGCAAGAUGAACUUGUUCGUUCGUUUAUGCUUGGUAUCAUCGGCUCCUGGGGAGGCACUUCGCGUGGAUGUAUCCACGCACUCUCAAUUUGUUGCUUCGAGAUCCCGCUGUCGGUAACAAAGUCUCUCAACGGCAUUCUUGACAAGAUGGCCAAGGUCAUCACAAUGUCAAAUCUUGCCGUUCAUAUCCUGGAGUUCCUGUCGUUGCUUGCAAGAUUACCCGAAGUCUACAUCAAUCUGCGGGAAGAGGAGAUCCGAACUGUUUUUGGCAUCUGUAUUCGAUUCCUGCAAACAUCCAGGGAGCAGCGAUUGAGAGCCUCAGAUUCGCCUACCGCACGGACCCAAACUCCUGGGAAGGUUGGGGAAGCGGAGUCAAACGUGCAGGAUGCGAUGUCAACAUACAUUUACACCCUCACGCACCAUUGCAUGGUGUUCUGGUUCCUAUCAUUGAAGCUGAUGGAUCGGGCUAAGCACGUCAACUGGAUCACAAGCAGACUCAUAUUCAAGGACGAAACAGAGAAGGAGACAGUCGAGGAGGCAAGCCAGGUGUUCAUCGAUUUGAUGCAGAGAUCUUCUUUUUCCGAUCUUGGAGAUACUAUACCUUACGCGGAAUUCCCUCCGUCCUCUGAACACGGAUCUGUGAUCAAGAAAUCUUGGGUCGUUGGAAUGAGUAUCAUCACAGUUGAAACGGCCGUGGUGUCUGGACUGUCGCAGAUUACGAAACGGCAGGCUUCGGGUACAACCUAUGCAAUGUACCAGCAGCGAACGGCACCCGUUCUUCCACACCAGGUUACCCCGACGCAUGAUGCUCAUCUACAACCAGACGACAUGCGGACGGCCAUUCUCCCUAGUCACAUUCUGCUCCAGUUCACGACGACAGCAUUCCCCACACCUACAGUGAUGCAGCCGAUUCCUCUCCCAGACGACGAUAUCACGCGUCGUGCACUCGGCAUGUUUGACCGUAACGACAUCGUUGACGGCCACAAAAUUGGUGUACUAUACAUCGACCAAGGGCAAAGAACAGAAGCGGAAAUCCUCUCCAACACAGGUGGUAGCGCUGACUACGAUUAUUUCCUAUCGGGCCUCGGAACCAAAGUCCUCCUCCAAAGCGCGCAAUUCAAUACACAAGGUCUCUACCCGGACGUAGAUGGCAAAUCCACAUACGCCUGGCGCGACCGGGUGACGGAAAUUGUCUACCAUGUCGCGACAAUGAUGCCAACCGACUUCGACGGCGACCCCAACUGCAUCAACAAGAAGCGACACAUUGGAAAUGACUACGUUAACAUUGUCUUCAACCGCUCCGACGACUCCUUCAGCUUUGACACAAUCCCCUCCCAGUUCAACUUUAUCAACAUCGUCAUUAGCCCCGUUUCCCGUGUUGCCAGCGACCAAACAUCUCCACAAGAGGAGUCCGACCUUGAACGCCUUUGCUAUCAAGUCAGGGUAAUCAGCAAACCCGGCAUCCCCGAAAUCUCCUGCGCUGGAACACCUAAGGUCGUUUCGGGCAAGAACCUUGCCGCCUUCGUCCGCAUCCUCGCCCUGAACGCCUCCGUCUUCUCUCUUGUCUGGAACAGCCAGGGCGGCGAAUAUAUUUCCUCGUGGCGGAAUCGGCUACGCGAGAUUAAGAGACUCCGUGAAAGGGCACUGGGAAUGCAAUCCCAGUCCACCGAUGCGGAGGGAACCUACCCGGCAGCCUCUGCUAGUCGACGGAACACGAAAGCUACGAUUCUGUCUGAGGAGUUACCGGCAAGAGGAACCUCUAUCAAGACGGACUUUGGCAGCGAGUGGAACGCAGCUGCGGAGGGCGGUACUCUCCAGAACCUGGACUUCUCCAGAUGGAGUCGAUGA
Messenger RNA from Aspergillus chevalieri, 4644 nucleotides. RefSeq names its product putative GTPase activating protein (Tsc2) (gene TSC2). Gene Ontology annotation, cellular component: nucleus; TSC1-TSC2 complex; cytoplasm. Gene Ontology annotation, molecular function: GTPase activator activity. The record is from RefSeq and is a predicted model, not a curated record. The transcript has a single exon. NCBI's taxonomy places the organism in Eukaryota, Fungi, Ascomycota, Eurotiomycetes, Eurotiales, Aspergillaceae. The coding region runs from base 1 to 4644 and encodes 1547 amino acids. Gene Ontology annotation, biological process: positive regulation of GTPase activity; negative regulation of TOR signaling; regulation of small GTPase mediated signal transduction.